Molecule: messenger RNA, 1775 nt
Organism: Ceratitis capitata (Mediterranean fruit fly)
Lineage: Eukaryota; Metazoa; Arthropoda; Insecta; Diptera; Tephritidae
Gene: Snx3
Product: sorting nexin-12
Exons: 3
Coding region: 540-1043 (167 amino acids)
Biological process (GO): late endosome to Golgi transport; endocytic recycling
Cellular component (GO): retromer complex; early endosome membrane
Molecular function (GO): phosphatidylinositol-3-phosphate binding
Source: RefSeq, a predicted model, not a curated record
CAAAGAAAAGAGUAGAAGUCAAAACGAAAAAAAUUUAUCGCAAUUAACAAGGAAAUCACAAUCAGAUUUAAAAGAAAAGAAAUUAUUUAAGCAGUUUAUCCUUAAUAAAAAAUUAAGUAACCUACUGGAAAGUGUAAAACAUAUACUUCACCAUUGAUAAAGUAUUGUGUGUAAAUAAAUAUCGAAGCCGCAUAAAAACUUUGCACUGCGAAGCAAUCCGAGUCAUCUGCUCAGCAACAGCAAAAGUGCAUAGAAGGGGCGGAUUACAGCGGUGACAACGAAAAGUGCAAGACAAAUUUAUUGAAAAUUCUCGAAUACCGUAUAAUAUUUUUCAUAUCGCUAAUAGACCUGUGAUUUCAUUAAAUACCGAUAUAUAACUAGCGCUGAUAUAUUUGGUGUGAAAACUUAUAACUUGAGAAUCUUUCAUACUCGGGGGAUACGUUACCAUAUACACAAACAACCUUACACACACAUAUAUAUUCAGAAUCCCUCCAGCAUAAGCUAUUUCUACUUAAUUUGGGAAAAAGGAAAUACAUAAAAUGAUGGUUGAAUCCGAUGGUACUGCUGAUGCUACACGACGCCUCAACGUCAAGAAACAAACUCUUGACGAUGCUUAUGCGGUGCCAGCAAAUUUCUUAGAAAUCGAUGUGGUCAAUCCACUGACAACUAUGGCAGCAGGCAAGAAACGCUAUACGGACUAUGAAGUCCGAAUGCGGACAAAUUUGCCAGUUUUCAAAGUAAAAGAAUCUAGCGUACGUCGUCGAUACAGCGAUUUCGAAUGGCUGAGGAAUGAACUUGAACGCGAUAGCAAGAUUGUUGUUCCGCCCUUGCCUGGAAAAGCAUGGAAACGCCAGAUGCCAUUUCGCGGCGACGAAGGCAUAUUCGAUGAAAAUUUCAUUGAAGAGCGGCGCAAGGGAUUAGAAGCCUUCAUUAACAAAAUUGCUGGCCAUCCAUUGGCGCAGAAUGAGCGGUGCUUACAUAUGUUUUUGCAGGAGAAUGUGAUCGAUAAGAACUAUGUGCCCGGCAAGAUUCGUAACACAUAAAAGGCAAUAGGUUAAGGUCCAACAAGAUUGCGGGGAAUGUGUGCCGAAAGAAAAAAGUGGUUGUUAAUGUUACUCGAGUGCACACGUACUGGGGUAUUAUGCUGAAUGAAAUGGGGAAAAAUAUAAAAAGUAAAUAUAAAUAAACAUAUGCAUACAUACAUUGAGAGAUUUAACUGCUCAGAAGGUUUUCUUUUUCAAAAUUCGCGUUUAUAUAACAUUUAAAUAAUAUAUUUAUUGUAUGAAAUGGUCGUUAUAGAUAAUCUACUAUAUGCAUAUACAUACAUACAUCUAUUUUCGAAUUCUAAUACUAUUUUAUCUUUAAUAAUGUGCCGACAAAAAAAUAUAAAUAUAUAAACAUAAAGUAAUAAAUGAAACAUUGCAAAAGGCUUAUAAAAUUGAAAUAAAGCUGAUUAAAAAUGAAGAAUAAGAUUUAGGACAAAAAUGAAGAGAUAAAUAUUUGGUAGUACGAUCAAUCGAACAAAAAUUGUAUAUUAUUAUUAUUAAAUACAUAUAUGUAAUACCUUAUAAUUGCAAAGUAGUCAUUUUGACGUUAUGUAUUUUGUAAAAAAAUAAGUUAUGUUUACAAAUAAUUGCGGAUUUCUAAAGUUGUUCUAUGAAGUGAAAGAAAUACAAGUUUAGAAAUGGGGUCUGUUAAAUUUUUUUACGUAGCAGGCAAUAGUCUUGUAUAAACGAAAGAGUAAAUAAAUUCCUAAAUGUACAUUUAAUAUCGUA